Messenger RNA from Rotaria socialis, 1938 nucleotides. The record is from the annotation of a GenBank genome assembly. NCBI's taxonomy places the organism in Eukaryota, Metazoa, Rotifera, Eurotatoria, Philodinida, Philodinidae.
AUGUCUUGGAAUAUAUUUGUAUUUUUUCUUGCCAUCAUUAUUCUAUUUCUACCAUCGAUAUUCGAUUCAACAUUAGCUGUUCAGUUGUUGAACACAUCGUCGGGUAUCUACAUAGGUCAAACAGUUAAAUAUGAGAACGUUAUUGUCCAGCGAUAUCUUGGAAUUCAAUAUGGUAAUGUAAAUAAAAGAUUUGAUCGAGCAACACUGAUCGAACGAGAAAAUGAUCAAAUUAUGAAUGCAACUAAAUUUGGACCUUCGUGCAAACCAACAGAAGGCUCAUGUGAAACUACUUCAGUACUCAAUCAGUCUACAUCUCAAUGUUCAAUUAGUUAUGGUAUAUUUUCUGUUAAAUCAUCGUUUAUUGAACAAUGUCUUUUCUUAAAUGUUUAUAUGCCGGUGACUCCAAAUAAUGAAAGAAAAGGAAAAGCUAUAUUUAUAUGGAUUCAUGGUGGCUCGGGUCAAAUAGGUACAGGUAAUAUAUUUGAUGGAACCAUAUUUGCUGCUGUAGGCGACAUUAUUGUGAUAACAUUUAAUUUUCGUCUAAAUCUUUUUGGCUUUUUAUCAUCGGGUGAUCAACGUUUAGAAGGUAACCUUGGUCUUUAUGAUCAAGCAUUAGUACUUGAUUGGAUCUAUAAAAAUGGUAAUGCAUUAGGUGGUGAUAUUAAACGUAUUACAGUUGGUGGUCAUUCAGCUGGUGCUCCACAUUCUUACUAUUUAGCCAAAUCACCACUCAAUAAAGGACGCAUUCGUCGAUUAAUAUUACAGAGUGGUAGCCCGUUUAAUAUAUGGUCACAUUUAAAAGCACGAGAAGCAAUGGAAAAAUUUGAUAUCGUUGCCCAUGAUAAUGGAUGUGCAAGUACGAUGACAUUUGAUGAAAAAUUAAAAUGUUUACAAGACCGAGAUUUUGAUUUAAUUGCUGAACAUGAACAUCAUUCAUAUAUGAGUGCUAAUCAUACAAAUGUUGUUGUAACCGGAAAUUUUAUGGGCGAAUUUCGAGAAGUAUUCGAACUCAAUGAUACACUAGCAAAUAUUGAUAUACUUAUGGGAUCAACAGAUGACGAAGGUGUUUAUGUUGCAGUAGUGCCUAUUCUUAUGGAACAGCAUAAUCAAGAAAUUGUCGCAGUUAGUCACGUAAAUUUUACUGCAGUAGCUUUAAAAUUUCUUGCAGCAAUGCAACCAGACAAAGCUUGUUUACAUCAUCAAGCUUUAGAGUUAUAUCAUAUAAAUAAUAUUCCGAUUAAUUGUUCUCAAUCAUCUGAUUGUUAUUGUUCAGUAUUUUAUAAUUAUUCUCGUCUUAUAAGUGAUAUUCUAUUUAAUAAUGAUUAUUAUCGUUUUAUGGAAGAACGUAUUAAACAUUCAAAUCGUACAUAUAUCUAUCAAUAUUCACAUCGAACAGCACAAGAACAUCCAUCAACAUGUAAUGAAUAUUUACAUGAACAUAAUUUAGUUGGUCAUUUUGCUGAACUUGAAUAUACAUGGGGUACACCAUUACUAUUUGAUUUGAAUAAUUUUAAUCAUAAUAUAACACCAUUAAUAAAAUAUGUUCGAUAUACGUCUAAUUCAGUUGUCGAUACUAGCAUAUCAACGUUUUAUAGCGAUGAACAGAUUCAAUUUAGCAAACAAUUAAUAGAACAAUGGUCAAAUUUUAUUAAAUAUGGUCAACCAAAAAGUUCUAUAGUUAAAGACGAGUGGCGUUCUGUUAGUAACAUGUCUACAGCAUCUAUCAUGCAUUUAAAAGUGAAUGAAAGUAAAAUACAAAACUUAAGUAUUCCAUCAGGUAUACAAUUUUGGAGAAAUCAAUGUUCAUUAAAAUCGGAAAAUUCCACCAAAAUUAUUCAAAAGAAUAGUGUGUCAUCAAUUCAUAAAAUAUCGUUGAUCAUAUUUAUUUCUUCUCUAUUAUCUCAUGCAGUAGCAAAUUUAAUCGAUGGAUCCAAUUGA